Phalaenopsis equestris is the source of this 1454-nucleotide messenger RNA. RefSeq names its product arogenate dehydratase/prephenate dehydratase 1, chloroplastic-like. Gene Ontology annotation, molecular function: arogenate dehydratase activity; prephenate dehydratase activity. Gene Ontology annotation, biological process: L-phenylalanine biosynthetic process. NCBI's taxonomy places the organism in Eukaryota, Viridiplantae, Streptophyta, Magnoliopsida, Asparagales, Orchidaceae. The transcript has 12 exons. The coding region runs from base 227 to 1375 and encodes 382 amino acids. The record is from RefSeq and is a predicted model, not a curated record. Gene Ontology annotation, cellular component: cytoplasm; chloroplast.
UCGCCAUUCGCAUUCUACGGAAGCUAAAGCGGAAUUCAGCUCCCGGAGGAAGUGCUAAGUGGUAGCUUUUGGGAUGAGCCAAAUUAGCCUGCUAUACUCCGCCCACCAACCGUUUGUGCAAUGGCCUUAAAGGAAACAUUAUCAGUAUGUAUUGUCUUCUCAUUCUCUUUUCAGUUCCUCUCAUGCUAUAAUCUUGGUCUGUUCCGGGAAAGAGGAAGAAGGAGGAAUGGUGAUGGCUUUGACGGCACCGUGUGGAUUCCGCUCCAUGGUCAAAAGAGAUCUGAGGAUCCCAUGGGUUCUGGAUGCUCCAUUUGUGCGGCGGCGAGUUUGCUUCAUGGCGGCCGGCGACAGGAAUGCAUCUUCUUCUUCUUCUUCUUCUUCCUCUUCUUUGCGGCAGCAGCAGAGCCGGUUGUCAAUGGAAAUUUCGAGUGAUAAGUGGAAGAAGAACAUGGAUUUGGUUCAUCUGCCAGAGCCAUUAUCCUCAACUUGUAUCCAGGGUUCUGUUGAGGACUCCAAAUUUCGAGUUGCAUAUAAGGGUCUACCAGGUGCAUUUAGUGAGGUUGCUGCCCUUAAGGCCUAUCCUGGCAGUGCAACUGUUCCUUAUGAUCAAUUUGAAGUCGUUUUUGAGGCUCUUGAAACUUGGGUAGUAGAUAAAGCUGUUCUUCCAAUUGAAAAUUCAGUAACUGGAAGCAUCCAUAGGAAUUAUGACCUGCUUCUUCGCCAUCAACUACAUAUUGUUGGGGAAGUUCAAUUGGCUGUUAGCCAGUGCCUAAUGGCCUUACCGGGUGUGGAAAAGAAGGAUCUGAAGCGUGUGUUAAGCCAUCCUCAGGCGUUAUCACAAUGCGAGGCUGCACUGAACAAGUUAGAAAUCAUCCAAGAAAACACAGAUAGUACUGCUGCAGCUGCCCGGCUUGUGUCUUCAAAAAAGCUUUGUGAUGCGGGAGCAAUAGCAAGUCACCGGGCUGCUCAAAUAUAUGGUCUUAUGAUUCUAGAGGAAGGCAUAGAGGAUUUCCCUAACAAUGUUACCCGCUUUAUGAUCUUGGCCAGAAAUCCUAUAAUUCCAAGAAUUGACAGACCAUUUAAGACUAGCAUUGCCUUCACUCUUGAAGAAGGUCCUGGAAUGCUGUUUAAAGUCUUAGCAGUUUUUGCUUUGCGGAAUAUAAAUCUCUCAAAGAUUGAAAGCAGACCACAAAAAACACUCCCUUUAAGAGUGGUUGAUGAUUCAAAGCGCACGUGUUUUAAUUAUCUGUUCCAUGUUGACUUUGAAGCAUCUUUGGCUGAUCUUCGUGUUAAGAAUGCCUUGUCUCAUCUACAGGAGUAUGUUUCCUUUUGCCGAGUUCUUGGUUCAUAUCCAAGGGAUACCUUCGCUCUGUAACUAUUCUGGGAGAAUCCUGAAAAUAUUCAAUAAUGUUCCACAAGGAGGAUUAGCAGUAAGAGCUUUAGUUUUAUUUAUU